Messenger RNA from Parasteatoda tepidariorum (common house spider), 3036 nucleotides. Its product is annotated as neuropeptide SIFamide receptor-like. The record is from RefSeq and is a predicted model, not a curated record. Lineage: Eukaryota; Metazoa; Arthropoda; Arachnida; Araneae; Theridiidae. Gene Ontology annotation, biological process: G protein-coupled receptor signaling pathway. Gene Ontology annotation, cellular component: plasma membrane. Gene Ontology annotation, molecular function: neuropeptide Y receptor activity.
AAUACGCCCACCAGAUGUCGUUAUUCAGGAGAAAAUCCCUUCAUUCCUUGUUCCAGACUCCGAAAUUCCAAAGACAAAUUCGGAUAGCUUUCAUCCCUUUUCCCGGACAAAUUUUUCCGCUCAUUACGAAAUACACUCUGCAGAGUUAUUAUUUAAAGCAUUCGAAAUUGCAGGGUUUUGACAAGGAUGGCUGAGGCCGGCUUGGAUCCACUAGAAAUAAAUUCUGUGCAAUGGCCCGUUAUCGGGUCUUCUGCUGAUUUGUUGGGAAACUUUUCCAACUUGAAUAAUACUGUGAAUUGCACACUUUCUUUUGGCUGUUUCUUCAGAUACCCGUUGGUUCUGACUAUUAUUUAUUGCGUAGCAUAUGGGGCUGUGUUGGUUGUAGGGAUACUUGGCAAUGUGUGUGCUUUUGUAGUGGUUAUGAGAGACAAAACAUUGCACUCGGUUUAUUACAGAUUCAUGGCAAACUUGGCGAUUGCAGAUCUAUUGGUAUUGAUUUUUUGCCUACCUGUUACGCUUCUAGGAAAUUUAUUUGGACCUUGGAUGUUGGGAUUGUUCCUCUGCAAGGCAGUUGCUUACCUCCAAGGCGUCUCUGUAUGUGCAUCAGUUUACACAUUGGUGGCCAUCUCAGUUGAAAGGUUUCUGGCAAUAUGCUUUCCAUUGAGGUGGCAAGUAUCAGCUCGAACAUGUCGGCUGAUUAUAUGCUUCAUAUGGAUAUUCAGCUUUAUUCUGACUCUGCCAUGGGCUUUUUAUUUUCGACUCAUCAACAUUGGUAGAACUUCUGAUGGAGAUCAACUCUACGUUUGUCGUGAAAUAUGGCCGACAGAAAAGAUGGGCUUGACCUAUUUCAUUGUUGCCCAUCUCCUUCUUUGUUACAUACUACCACUUAUUAUGAUUAUGAUAUCUUACGGAUUCAUUUGGUAUAAAGUUUGGAAAAGGAAACUUCCAGGGGAGGGCAUUCAUUACAAUAGUGUUGUUCAAAGGUCAAAGAUAAAGGUCGUCAAAAUGUUAUUUGUGGUUGUUCUGGCUUUUAUGAUAUCUUGGUUACCACUGUACGCUAUAUUUUCAAGAAUCAAAUUAGGGGAUACCAUACCAGAAAAUAGUCUAGAGGAGUUCAUUAUACAAGCGUGUGCACCAAUUGCUCAAUGGCUCGGAGCUUCGAACAGCUGUAUGAAUCCACUCUUAUACGCUUUUUUUAACAACAAGAUGAAGAAAGGAUUGGUAGCAGUUUUGUUUGGGGAUAAAUGCUGCAACAAUAACGUAUCAAAUGUAUUAAUGACUUCCACGAAAAACAGAUCAUUGAGGACAUUAUCAAAUAAAGUAAGAGGUAAUGGUUCACGAAAAAAUGGAAACAAGGAAGAUGCUAUUUAACUUGUUAAUACUUGUUUCAUACUUAUAUCACACCUGGGCGAGAAUAACUUCUGACCUGUUCUAAAAAUUUAUUGGAUAGUACAGCAUCUUCUUUUUGAACUUUAUGCCAUUAAAACCCCUCAUUUAAUUUAUACAACUCGGUAAAAAUAACAUCACAACAAAAUAGCCUCAUUUCUUCAAAUACAUUGUCAAAUAAUUCUCAAAUCAAAUCAAAUAAUUGACAGACCUCAUAAAAAUAUCUUCUUUUAUCUUCAGGAUAUUGGAUUUUUUUUAUGGGAUUUAAACCUCUUUUUACAAAAUUCAAAGAAAUAAAAUUCAAUUUAGUUUUAAUGUUAACCGAGUUAUGUUAAUCUUAGCUUAGUUUUUGGGGUGGUAAAGCCAAGACAUGAUUCUUGCGCCAAAAAUAUACACAACUCACUCACCAAAUAAUUCAAAUAAAGGAAGCAUGCAUUUUUCAUUGAGUUUCUUAUUUAAAGUGAUUUAAAAGCUUAAUAUAUUGAAAUUGAAAUUUAUAAUUCCUGAUGUUAUUCUUGCCGAUUCGACACUUUCAGCUCUAUCCAAAUCCUGUGCCAUCAUUCUAACAUUCAAUUCAAUUAUUCUUGCCGAUGGGUGAUUUUAGAUUUGUGUUCUGUUCUCUACUGGGCUCCGUUCAAGCACUAACAAAAGUUACCACAGUACAAAUAUUCCCAUCUGCUAUUUUGAGUAUAGCUACUCAUCAUAAUAACCCAAUUUUUUUAACUCAUUGCAGACGCCGUGUCCAUACAUUUGUGCAAAAUUCGAGCUUUGAUAGACUUGGCCAAAAAUAAAACGUCUUCGAAAAAACAUGGCAGCUAAGAGUUCAGAUUUCUUAAAAAUGGUUUCAACAAGAGGGUGCUAUAAGCCAUACUUCAAGAAAAAGAAGAGAAAGAGUCAUUUUCAAUGUCUACAUCCUCAAGAAGGAAAUUGAGCUUGAGAAAUUCACGAAAUUCAGCUUCAUUUUUUGCAAAGCGGUUAUUGAAAUGUUUGGUAAAAUAUUGGGUUUGUGCUAGCGAAACCACGGAAGUAAACACGGUGUACUUUAUGAAGCAAUAAUCAACAAAUAAUUCACAAGUUUAAAUUGUAAAUUCGAACUAUUCCUUGUGUGAAUUGCUGGACACCCAAUACAAGUAUCUGCAACAUUUACACAAUGUUUUGGGAUAUAUUUGCAUGAUCCAGUUUCGAACGUUUAAGAACAGUCUGUUUGUUAUGUAUUUUUCAACAAUGAAUAAUUAUACAACUUUUGCUCAGCUGCGAAGUCUGAAGCAGUAACAAUUUUCAUAAUGAUCGUUGAAAACGGAAGUUCGUGGAACUGCUUGUGAAAAACUAUCAACAAGAAUGUUAAUAACUCGUUUGUUGUUCAUCAUCAAUACUUUUGUGACUAUAUUCGUGUUUAUGUGCAUCCGUUUGACGUAUAUCUUUCGAACAUGUUCGACUAAAUUGUUGUGAUACAUUUUUUCUUCAUAUUCAUGCGUUUUUGAAAAUUCUAUUCAUUUUUAAUGUAAAAGGAAUAUGGUGAUACAUGUUUGUAAGCGUGUCGUAAUUUGUUAAAUGUUAUAUGUUAUUUCUGAUUAAGAUAAGAAAAAGUACAAAUGGUCAUUUACUGUUAUGUAUAUCAAAGAGCUUUGAAUAAAUAAAAAAAUAAUAAAC